CAGUCUCGUGACAACCUACGCUUACGGGUGAGUUUUCCCCCAUCAUCGGGGACGGCGAGGUGGCCAUGCGGGCCAUCGAGGCGAUGCUGCUGACGGCGUCUACGAGACUCUUCGGGUCGAGCCGCCGGCAGAACGGGCGGGCGAAGAGGGAUACGGUGAUGGCGAGCCACGACGCGGCGUUCGAGGAGCGGGCGGAGGAGUUUGCGGGGGCGGCGCUGCUGCUCCACGUCGUCUGGUCGAACGAGCCCGACACGGAGUCGACCUCCCACAUCAUCCCGAACAAGCAGUGCACCGGGAAGGACUUCGUGGUGCCGGUGGCGCACCUCCUGUUCGUCGAGCUCUUCUUGCGCUACGACUCCUUCGAGAGCUCCACUAAGUCAGUGGUGAACAGAGUCUGGUUUGAUGAGGACACCGACAAAGGUAUGAAACUGACCAACUUAAUAAAGUCUCCUUUCCCUCACUAA
Musa acuminata subsp. malaccensis (wild Malaysian banana) is the source of this 464-nucleotide messenger RNA. Its product is annotated as allene oxide synthase 1, chloroplastic-like. NCBI's taxonomy places the organism in Eukaryota, Viridiplantae, Streptophyta, Magnoliopsida, Zingiberales, Musaceae. The record is from RefSeq and is a predicted model, not a curated record.